UCCGUGGCCGCCGCCGCUCCUUUUGGGCUGCAGAGAAGCUGGGGCCCGUGUUUUCUUUCGCCUUUUGUGCUGCGAGCGCCGCUGCAGGAAGCUGUGAGAGAGCCGCGGGCGAGCCGGGAAGCCACGACAUGAAUGCAGUGACCUAUGAUGAUGUGCAUGUUGACUUUACUUGGGAAGAGUGGACAUUGCUGGAUCCUUCCCAGAGGAAUCUCUACAAAGAUGUGAUGCUGGACACCUACAGGAACCUCACUAUCAUAGGAUACAGUUGGAAGGACCAUAAUAUUGAAGAACAUUGUCAAAAUUCUAGAAGAUAUGAAAGGCCUGAAAGAAAUCAUACUGGAGAGAAACCUUCUGUAUAUACUCAAUAUGUUAAAGUCUUUGCUUAUGACAGACAUCUUCAAAGGCAUGAAAGCACACAUAUUGGGGAGAAACUGUAUGAAGUUAGUCUAUGUGGUAGAGCCUGUGAACGUGAUAGAAAUCUUCAAAUGAAUGAAAGAGCACAUACUGAAGAGAAACCCUAUGAAUAUAGUCCAUGGGGUAGAGCCUUUACUCUUCACAGUCGUCUCCGAAGGCAUGAAAGGACACAAACUGAAGAGAAACCCUAUGGAUGUGAUCAAUGUGGUAAAGCCUUUGCACAUCCUAGAAAUCUUCAAAUACAUAAAAAAACACAUAGUGGAGAGAAACCCUAUAGAUGUGAUCAGUGUGGUAAAGCCUUUGCACAUCAUAGAAAUCUUCAGUUACAUAAAAGAACACAUACCGGGGAGAAACCCUAUGGAUGUGAUCAGUGUGGUAAAGCCUUUGCACAUCAUAGUAAUCUUCAAAUACAUAAAAGAAUACAUACUGGAGAGAAGCCCUAUGGAUGUGAUCAAUGUGGUAAAGCCUUUGCACAUCCUAGAAAUCUUCAGGUACAUAAAAGAACACAUACUGGGGAGAAACCCUAUGAAUGCAAUCAGUGUACUAAAGCCUUUGCACAGCAAAGUCAUCUUAAAUGCCAUAAAAGAACACAUACUGGAGAGAGACCGUAUGAAUGUAAUCAAUGUGGUAAAGCCUUUACAUGUCACAGUAGUCUUCAAAUACAUAAAAGAAUACAUACUGGAGAGAAACCCUAUGAAUGUAACCAAUGUGAAAAAGCAUUUGGUGAUUUCAAAUCUUUUCAAAUUCAUAAAAGAAGCCAUACUGGAGAGAAACCAUAUGAAUGCAAUCAAUGUGGUAAAGCCUUUACACAACACACUAAUCUUCAAACACAUAGAAGAAGACAUACUGGAGAGAAACCCUAUGAAUGUAGUCAAUGUGGUAAAGCUUUUGCAUGUCACAGUAGUCUUCAGAUACAUAAAAGAACACAUACUGGAGAGAAACCCUAUGAAUGCAAUCAGUGUGCUAAAACCUUUGCACAAAUUGGUCACCUCCAAACACAUAAAAGAACACAUACUGGAGAGAAACCCUAUGAAUGUAAUCAAUGUGGUAAAGCCUUUACUUCUCACAAUGCUCUUCAAAUGCAUAAAAGAACACAUACUGGAGAGAAACCCUAUGAAUGUAAUCAGUGUGGUAAAGCCUUUACACAACAUGGUAAUCUUCAAACACACAGAAGAAGACAUACUGGAGAGAAACCCUACUAAUAUAGUCAAUAUCAUAAAGCCUUUGAAUGUCACACUAAUCUUCAAAUGUAUACAGAACACAUACUGGAGAGAAUCCCUACCAACAGUGUGAUAAAGCCUUUGCGUUGAUCAGCAAUCUUCGAACUUAUCAGAAAAAGAUGUACUGCAGAUAAACCCUAAAAAUAUAGUCAGUGUGGCAAAAUUUUGCAGUUUAUACAGGAGUAAACCUUUUUGUGUGCAAUCAAUCUGUGAAAGCCUUUGCUUAAUGCAAUAGUCUUUGAGUGCCUAUAAAAUAUUCUGAGAGUGUAUUAUUUGUAAAGUAUUUGGUAAGCUCUCUAUCCAACACAUAUUCUUACAUAAAAGAGCAUUUACUCUGGAAAAAUU
This is a messenger RNA of Arvicola amphibius (Eurasian water vole), 1979 nucleotides long. RefSeq names its product zinc finger protein 431-like. The record is from RefSeq and is a predicted model, not a curated record. Gene Ontology annotation, biological process: regulation of transcription by RNA polymerase II. NCBI's taxonomy places the organism in Eukaryota, Metazoa, Chordata, Mammalia, Rodentia, Cricetidae. The transcript is spliced from 4 exons. Gene Ontology annotation, molecular function: RNA polymerase II cis-regulatory region sequence-specific DNA binding; DNA-binding transcription factor activity, RNA polymerase II-specific. The coding region runs from base 129 to 1616 and encodes 495 amino acids.